This is a messenger RNA of Serendipita indica DSM 11827, 1137 nucleotides long. The record is from the annotation of a GenBank genome assembly. Lineage: Eukaryota; Fungi; Basidiomycota; Agaricomycetes; Sebacinales; Serendipitaceae.
AUGGCCACGGCUAUUACUGUCCACAAGCUCGACGAGGGCACUAAUUCGGAUGAAAUUAGUCAUGAAUACCUGGGCGAGCGCACCGAAGAUGACGCGGAAAUGGCCGGAGAGCUUGUGGCGAACAGCAUUUCAGACAAGGGUUGGAUUACAGCGCUGUCAGUAGCCGUGUUCGACCAAAAAGCAGACGAUGUGGCCGACCAAUGCGAGGAUAACCUGCCUUUGAACGAAUUUCAGUCGGACCUUGAUGCAUAUUUCAGCGCCCUUAUACCUCAGUCACGACCCCUUCAACAUGGAGCAUCGUCCAAGAGUGCAAAGUCUUUUGGAAUCUCGAUGAGUAGCAAGAAAUCUCGUCGCGCAGCACCUACGCUAGAAAAGGACGGCCUCAGGGCGUUGCUACCGCUGCCAUGGAGGUUUGCAAGCAGACCGGAACACAAGGGACAGGGGUUCACUAGUCGAACUCACAAAUACCUACCUUUCCCUGUGGCACGUUACCUUGAAGGAAAUAUGCCGCAUGUGUUCCAAAAGGCCUAUGAACCCAACAAAGUCGACGUAGGGAGCGUGUUGCCUCCUCUUGCCGGCUUCUCACCUCUCCCGCGGUCAGAAGAGUGGAUGGCGGUAUUCUUGAGGACAAGGCCGAUGUGGGUUAUACCCGUUGAUGGCAUACUACCGUGGGCGGAUGCCUCGAGUGGCGAGAUGCGACUUGACGAAACUUGCGUCGACUACAAUAUUUUACAUCCCGUAGAGGAUCAGCACGACAAGAUAGUGUGGAACCCAGAGCUCUUGCGCGGCUUUUGGGACUUUUUGUUGACCCACCGUGACAAGGGCACGGUCGGACCACUGUCCUUUGCUUACGCGGUUGCCGGCUGGUACAAAAAGGAAGGGUUGGACCUACCAGACUGCAUCAUGGUUCGCUGCAAUGCCGAAGUGGCCCUAAGGGUCCGCAGCUUACUCUCCACGUACUAUAUUGAGUACACCCCAACUGAGGUUCAUCCUGACGACGGGUGCGACGACUGCAAAAGAUCGAUUGGAGCCACAGCCAAAGGCAGACUCUUGGACCUGCGAAACGUAGUAGCCCCUCUUCGGCGACCAAGAAUGGUCCUCCUGGCAGAAGAUCACACGCCUCUCCUGAUGGCAUAA